CCGCCACUGUGUAUACUGUUCCUGAAUAGUAAGUAUAUCACUGUUCAUCCCGGCCCGAAAUGGAGCGACGGUUUUACCCUUACUACUUGCCUCAACUAGGAUUUUGCCAUUGUUUUACGAUAAGACGCUGGAGGCUUCGAGAGACGGUGAUAGAGAGAGAGAGACGGUGAUAGAGAUAGACACACAGCAACUCUGAGAGCGAAGAAACAAUCGAGGGUUGGGUUUGUUUUGGAAGAUGUUCCGUUUUACCUGUACAGGUUAGUUUGCACCAUUCAACAGCAAAACCUCUCAAAUCUUUCUCCAGCCAUCGAUGUCAACCCCUGAAAGAUUAUGUUCGGGCUGUUCAAUCUAUUAAGGCCACCAUAGCUGAGAGAGCAAAUGCCUUCAGGCGACAGUGUUGCUAUCUGAAACUGCUGUUAGGCUGGUGUAUUUGUAUGUGAACAACAUAUAAGUAGUAGCUACUGUCAAUCUGUAGUUUAAGUAAAACAAAAUUGGUUCAGAAAAAAAGAAUUGGAGAAGUAUGACUUGGCUACAUUGGUAACCAAACCUCAAUUUGGAGACACUGCUUACCAAGAAAGUUUCUGGGUUUACUUCCUAUACAAUAAUAUCUUAAUUUAAAGCAAGAUCUGAAAAGACCCAAGAUUUUACGAGAAAAAGAUGAGUGAGUGUGAAAAUGGAGUAGUACAGGAAGCUCAAAGAUCAGCUCCAACUAUGGGAGAGGGGCCAAUAGACUGAAAAUGGAAGCACAAGUAUGAUUGAAGUAGAGGAGCUUCAGCCAUAUUCACAUGGAUAUACAGAGCUAAACUUUUUCUGAAGGAUGAGGGAACAAUGAUGACCCACAUUGACACCAUAUUCAAAACGUGAGUUGUAAUAUAUAAGACAUCUGCUUAAUUAAGAUGGCAGAAAAGAAUGAAGCGGAGGAUUUUAAUCGAGGAAGCUGAGAAUAAGCAGAAGGAUCGGAUGACAUGUGGACAACAGUGAACCACCAAAGAAAUAAGCUUUUCCAGAGAUGGAUGUCCAAGUAAACCGGACUAUACCACAGCUUAUCGAAAAUGCAUAGAAAAUUUAUUACUGUUUUGCUUUUCUAGAUUCUUCUGUUAUAUCGAAUGCAAAAACCUUGGAAUUUAACUCCAUCAUAGGGAUAGAAUUUGUACAGAUGUAAUGGUUCCUUGCUCAUUAGAUUGAAAUUAUGUGCGAUAUUAUUUAUGUGUUUUCUAGGACGUACUCAGAGAACCCUGGAAUGCUGGAAUUGCUCCUAAGGUUUUUCAGUCCCAAACCUAAAUUCAAUAAAUUUGAUCAUACAUUUGAAUUGUGAAAUGUGAAGCAUCUAAAGAGUUCACUGUAAUCAAUGGUUUAACAUAAUUUGUAUCAUUUAACAUUAAUGCUAAUAUGUUUAUAUGUUUUCUGUAGCUAUGCUAUUGAUUUAUUUUGAUAGGUGAGAGGGAAUCUAGAAGACAAUUAUCUCAGUUCUUGAUAGUGCUCAUGGCCUCUGUAAGUGUGGCUCCUUCAUCUGGAUUACGAGACGGCAGUGGAAAUACGGUUGCCCAGUGAGAUGAAUAACAUGAAAAUUAGGGAUGACGUACAAGGCAUUGAGGUAAUUGUUGCAUUGACAUGCUGUUCAAAUUCUGUUAGGACCCAACUAUGUGAUCAACCGAGCCCAACUUGUAUCCAGGCCCAGAAUCCUGUGUAGGUCCAAAUAUGUAAACGGUGUCGUUUAUUUCAACUAUAUAGCUGGAAUCUAGCUGCAUUGUAAAGGAUAUCUGAGAAUUGAAUUGAAUUUUCCUUUUGCUUUUCUAUUUCCUUUGCUUUCCAUUUCUCUUAGGGUUUGGACCCUAACAACUGGUAUCAGAGCUCCAAAUCAUGGGGCCGAGGAAAGCUGGAGAUCCGCCACAAUAUUCAUCAACACCGCCGCGUCUGCCUGACCCAGGUAAUUUGAGGAUGAAGCUCCAAGUCGAGUUAGAGGUGACAGCGGCGGGAUUUUGUGAGACAGCGGCGGAAUUCCGUGAACUUCACAAAUCUAUGGCGUCGAUGGCGACGGAACAGACUUCGUUCCAGUCUGAGAUAUUAAACGAGUUGAGACAACUGAGACUGGGGCGAGCAGCUCAGGUGAUUGAGCCUUCGGUGCUUCAAAUCAAUUCUCAGUCGACUUCUCCAGUACCGAUCAUAUCUCCAUCAGUGACUCAACCUAUCUCUCAGGUGCUGCAAUUCGAGACCAUGGAUUCCUACGGACCGCAACAACAGCAAUACAUGAGGCCGCCGCCGCCACCACCACCACUACCGGCCAUUUCGGUUCCCUACCACUAUCAGCAGCAAGGCGCGUGGUACUUGAACCAGUACCGGUACCACUCAUCAGAGUCCCCGUCGCCUCCUCCUCCUCAUUAUGCGCACCAUUAUAAUCCUUAAUCUUAUCAUCCUCCGCAGCUCAAUCAGGAGUGGGGUGCUCAUAGUUGGUCGAAUAACCAAGACUGGGAAUACCCAGCCCAGAACAGUGAACAAGAUUGGGCAGCCAAGGCUAGGGCAUGGGCAGCUAGGACGACAAUGGAUUACCAGGAUAAGCAAUCGCAAUAUACUUCAGCUGGCCAACCAGAAGAACAAAUUAGGUCGCUUUCCUCUUCACAAGCGGUGUCCUCUCCGAUUAUGACGAUGGGCUCUAUUCAAGCGCAAGCUAUUGGUUGUUUCAGCAUGAUGGAGGAAUGUGUUAGUGGUAACUCUCUCACUUUGCCUACUGAGUCUAUGUUACCAUACUCACCUGCACUUGUUGUGGUUGAUUCUGGAGUGAGUAUUAGUAGAGGUAAGGGUAAAAUGAUAGAUGAUGGUCGUAAUUGUAACUUGGGUACUUCUUUGGGUACAAAUAAGCUUAUCAGUGAUGCUUUGAAAUCUGGGGAAGGUAGUACGGAACGGCAACAGUUUGUUCAGAACUCAAGGUUGGGGUACUCCUAUCUGGAAGAUCAAUUACCAUCACUUGAUAUUGGGUUAAAUAGUGCCAAGUCUCAGUUAAGUACCAUGGAGAUGACUGCUUGUAUGGUGAAGAACGAACAUUUUGGGAGUAAAAUUGGUAAAAAUGAUGAGCCUGCACUUCUAGGUUCUUUAUCACAGCUACCGGAAUCGAUCAAAUCAGUGAGCUCGCUGCCGCCGCCGUCAAUUCAGACUUCUUCAGGACCAGCUCAGUUGAUGUCUCCAACUAGAAGUCUUGUACCAGAGGAGGGAGAUGUCGUCCAAAAGAAGACUGGUGAACUUACAGAGCUUGAUAAUAUAUCGAUGAUGGUAGGAAAUUACUUUCAGUAUGCCUUACCUAAGUGUUGUGGGUAUGGAAGGGAUAUUGGUACAUGUUCUGUGGUAAAUGUUUUUAAUGCAUCGUGUGUAAUGCUCACGCAUUACAUUGAGAGUCCAAAGAAGAUUAGUCACUAUGUACUGCAACUAUGCUUCUCUGGAUUUGAUAAGAAGGUUCGUGAUAAAGGUAGUACUCUCUUAACAAAUGAACUUUUUAUGGAGUACUUUGCAGGGACAAUGGCAUCUGGUAAUAGCUUGAAAUUUAUCUUUUCACUAAUAAUGACUUUGAUUGAAUUAUGGAGUUAUGGAUAUGUUGAGAAAAAUAUAAGAUGGUUUACCAAAAUUUCAGUGAUUAGUUUUGGAAAUGGAUGCUGCGAUUUCCACCAUGAUCAUGGGCUUAUCUCUUGUGGCAUUGAAUUCAAUAGUUUCUUGGUGAAUAGAAAUGAUGGACACAUAGUUGUUCUAUGCCCCAACAUGUUCAGAGAUGGGGUUAAUUUGGAGUAUCAGUGGGAAACAAAAGGAUCUGGGCAAUUGCUUAUGGUGGCUCGUCCUCUGCAUGUGAAGCUUCUUAAGAAUGAUGUGCUGGUUUCGAAUCAGUUCUAUGGGUUUGUAAAGGAGUUGGAGAAAGCACUUGCUAUUUUACUUGUGAGUUUCCUCAAAAUUACGGUAGAUAUUAGAAAGCAGAUUGAGCUUCUUCACGGGCAAGCGAAAAGGGCAGACUUGUAUAUUGACCUUAAGGAGGUGAAAAGGAGAGAAGAGCUUCUGGUAUUGAUGGGGAGUAACAACGAGAGGAACAAGAAGAACAAAGGGUCUAUAGACUUGGUUAUUAAGGAAGUUAUUGAUUUUGUCCAGAUCAACUUAGCGUUCUCAUCUUCGAGGUACUUUUCUGGUCUAGUUGUUCCAAUAACUACUUUUGUUAUUCAAGCUGUGCUAGUUGGAAAUGUCUCACAUGUUUUUGGAACUUUGAGUGUUUUUCUUGUCAAUAAACUUAAUCACAAGAAGGAAUCACUUGAGGUUAUUUGCCUUGCGACCAUCUUCUUUGUUACUUACGUAUUGUCUCUGCAUAUGCAACUUGUGGACAAAUGUAUGCCACCUCAAAUAGUGGAGUUUACUCAACAUUACAUAACAAAGAAAGAGUUGGUCACUUUUUGGAUUUGGGUUCCUACAGCACUGUCAAGUUCAAAAGUUUGGAUACUUAACUCGCAUGGUUUGAUUGUGAUCAAGGGUCAUCCUAUUAAUUGGUGACAUAUUCCGGAUAAGAGAGCUUAUUUUUUAUAUUGAAUCUCAUAUCACUCCCACUGGAGCAAUUGCUACUGGACUUGUUUUCUACUCUGGUGAAGACUUGCACAUUACCAACUCAGAUUCACAUAUGGCUCACUAUAACAUGUGUUUGCGGCACACAAAGUGCAAGGUGAGGGAUAUAAUAAGCAACAUUUGUUUGAGAAGCUCAAUGACUUAUGAGGAAGAGAUUUCAAAGCUAGAGGCAGAAGCUCAAAAGCAAACAGGGAGUGGUAGACUAAUUGUGGUAUGCAAUUUAAACAAUCUCAUAUCCUUUGUUUCAUAUUGCAAUUCCAUGGUUUUCGUAGAUAAUGAUUUUGAAAGUGAAGACUUCACACUGCAAGGUUCUACACUCUGUAAUAGAUAUUAUGAUCGUUCCUCGUCUUCUCAAUCCAUAAUUACCAAAAUCUCAGAUGAAUUUCGAUUCCCCAAAAGUGGAAAGGAGCUUAUUCACGUAGCCCUUAUACCUAACUAUGCACUGAAGAGUCUAUUGCAUCAAUGUUCCAGAAGUUGGAUCAUCACCAUUAUCUUCAUAUUCUUUUACAUUUCUAUUGUAAAAGCUGCAAAUGAUACUGUGAAGUUAACAGCUGAGUUUCUGGUGAUUCUUGAUAUCGAGAACUACUUUUGGGACGCAAUUGAGUCAUGGUUAAAUGGAACUCUUGGAAAAAAUGGUUCUUGUGAGAUUAAAUGGGGUGGCAAUUUUACUAAACAAGGAUCAUUGGAUUAUGGUGCAGACUUUGGGUUUGGACUUUACAUUGAUCACCAUAAUCACUUGGGUUACUUUCUAUAUGGCAUUUCGGUGCUUGCUAAGAUUGAACUGGAAUGGGAGAUGAGGUAUAAGCCUCAAGUUGAUUCACUUGCUGCAGAUUUCAUGAACCUGGACAAGAGGACAGAUUUCUAUUAUUCCCUGGUGAGAUGCUUUGAUUUGUGUAAACUGCAUUCAUGGGCAGGAGGGGUGACUUACAAGGAAACAAUGCAGGAUGGUUAUGUAAUUUCAAAAUUCUGGUUUGAGAUUGUGGCUAUUUGUUUGAGCAGCAGAUUAUUCCUUAAACUUGAGGUCAAGUUUCAAUUGAAGAGGGGUGGUGUUGUUAGGACCCAACUAUGUGAUCAACCGAGCCCAACUUGUAUCCAGGCCCAGAAUCCUGUGUAGGUCCAAAUAUGUAAACGGUGUCGUUUAUUUCAACUAUAUAGCUGGAAUCUAGCUGCAUUGUAAAGGAUAUCUGAGAAUUGAAUUGAAUUUUCCUCUUUCAAUUUCUCUUAGGGUUUGGACCCUAACAAAUUCUUUGUUACAACUUCAGCAAUUAAGCUGUUUUUUCAUUCUAGGAGUUGACCUGGCUUAUAUGCUUAUUGGUAUUGAAAAGAGACACCUACCUGAAGCAUAGCCGGAAGCAAAAUUGAGCUGUGAAAAUCUUAAUCAAAGAUUAUGCAUUGAACCUUGAAUGGCAGGAGACGUGAUGAUUUAGGUAAGACACAUUCUCAUGAAACUUGCAGUUUUUAAUGCAGAAGCAGGGGAGGAUUCUGAUAUUAUACUCUGUUUUGAUUCUGUUAAUAAAACGUGUGGGAUGGCUUUUGAUUGGUGUGUAUUGAUCACAACUGUGUUCAGAAUGUUGAUGAGGAAAUGUGUAGUCAUGGGAGAUUCUUCUGCAGCAUUCAUACACACGUAACUGUUGAUGGCAAAGCUUCUAUCCCAAAAUUCCAUUUUUGCAAUAUGUAAAUAUACAAAUCUACUUAAAUACCAGCUUUUGUAAUAUGUAAAGUUAUGACAUUCACCAAUAAACGUUUCUUAGUUUA
Messenger RNA from Rosa chinensis, 6339 nucleotides. RefSeq lists its product as uncharacterized. NCBI's taxonomy places the organism in Eukaryota, Viridiplantae, Streptophyta, Magnoliopsida, Rosales, Rosaceae. The transcript has 6 exons. The record is from RefSeq and is a predicted model, not a curated record. Bases 2539 to 4515 code for a protein of 658 amino acids.